AUGAUCGAUUCGGGAGGUGGAAAAGACACGUGUGUGCAGGUUGCACUUCGGUGAGUUUUUAUCACGGGGAUUUGAAAUUUAGAAAAAAUCGUGUCCAGAGAAAACAUUAUUUUUAACCUAAAAUUUUAAAAAUAAAUUUGGAAAAUUGAUUUUGAGCUCAAAAUUUGAGUGAUUUGAGUCGAAAAAAUUCAACAAAUCUCGAGAAAAAAGAUUCUGCUGUUCUUAUUUUUCAAGUUCAAUUAACCUAAAAUUUUGAAAAUUAAAUUCCAUCCUUGAAAUUUCAGAGGUUGUAUUAUUCAAAAAUUCAAAAAAAAUUAAAAAAAAAAAUCAUUUUUAUCCUCAAAAUUUCAGAGAUUUCUCGUUCUUUUUUGAAUCUAAUCAAUCUAAAAUUUUAGAAAAAUCAUUUUUUAUCCUCAAAAUUUCGAAAAUUUACUUUCAGUUUUCAUUUUUGAAUUUGAAUUUUGAAAACUUCAUGGUUUUUUUUCAAAAUCGAUCAAAGAAAAUAUCUAAAUCUUCUCGAAAAAAAUCUUGAAAAAUAAUUUUCAGUCCUAAAACUUUUAGGGCUUAGGCUAAAAGUAUCAUUCAAAAAAAAUUCCCGCAAUUUUCAUUUCCAAAAUUCUCAACAAACAAUUUCCCAUCUCUUUCCCACCCAAAAAACCCUCCCCAAUUUUUCCAGUAUUCGCCCACAAGGAAAUCGCGAAAAACUCGAAGGCAGUCGCGUCUGCACAUCAGUUCUUCCCAACGAUCCACAAGUCACAAUUGGCGGCGAUCGAUCUUUCACCUACGAUCAUGUUUUCGAUCAGCCAACUCCUCAACACGUGGUUUAUGAAUCAUGUGUUGAACAAUUAGUCGAUGGAUUGUUUGAUGGUUUUAAUGCGACCGUUUUGGCCUAUGGACAGGUAUGGGAUUUUCGGAAAGAAAAUAGGAAAUAAAUAUUUUCAGACGGGAUCUGGAAAAACGCAUACAAUGGGAACGGCUUUUGACACGGCUGUAGUGCAAAAUGAGCAAGAUUUGGGUGUGAUUCCCCGUGCCAUUCAUCAUACUUUUAGGAAAAUUGUUGAUUUGAAGGCUCAAGCCCUUGAAAAAGGCAUUCUCGAGCCAAGUUUCGAUGUAUCUGUGCAAUUCGUUGAAUUAUACAAUGACGAUGUUUUGGAUCUUCUCUCGGAUGAUCGAAAUUCGUCGGCAAAUAUUCGAAUUCAUGAAGAUAAUCGAGGCGAAAUUGCUCUACACGGUGUUGAGCAAAGAAGUGUUAUUGAUUUAGAUGGAACUAUGGAAAUAUUGAAGAAUGGAGCAUUGAAUCGAACUGUUGCGUCGACAAAUAUGAAUGAGCAAUCAUCGAGAUCGCAUGCGAUUUUUACACUUCAUUUGAAACAGCAAAGAGUUGUGCCAAGUUUGUUGGAGGAUGUUGUGGAGGGAAAAACUGUGAGUUUCUCGAUUAUUACGCGCGCUCCACCGAAAUAAACACGCAACGCAGACCGCGUCGCGCCACAACACACACAAAUACAGGAACGAUUCAAAUUCCCUCCAUUUUUUGUGUGUGUUGUGGCGCGACGCGGUCUGCGUUGCGUGUUUAUUUCGGUGGAGCGCGUGGUACCGAUGAGUUUCUCAACUAUUGAUUUUUGAAAAUUCUUCUGGGUUUCAGGGCGAUCUUGAGAUGGAAAUGUUGACUGCAAAAUUUCAUUUUGUCGAUUUGGCCGGAUCGGAAAGAAUGAAACGAACUGGAGCGACUGGUGAAAGAGCGAGAGAGGGAAUUAGUAUUAAUGUUGGAUUGGUGAGUGCAUUUUUGGGAGGAACCUUAAAAUGAGCAAUAUUUCUCUGUAAAAUUGUUGAAAAAAAUUGCAAAAAAAACGCUAUUUUUAGGCCUAUUUCAGGCCUAGGCUUGUUCAGGCCCACAAUUUUUCAAAUACUACAAAAUGCUUUUGAAUAACGCAUGUUUCUAGACCCUAAGCCUAGGCUUAUUUGGACUUGUUUUGUAGGCUUUACCGGGGCUUAAAAACAAGUCUAAAUAAGGCAUGGUUUAGGCUUGGCCUAGAGAUGUUUAGGCGAAUUUUUCAGAGCUUUAUAAUAAGCCUAAACGUUGCAAUUUCACCACGUUUAGCCCUAUUUUAAAGCUCUGAAAAAUGAGCCUAAACACCUCUAGGCCAAGCCUAACUUUACUCAAAAUUGCCACAUUUAGGCUUAUUUUAAAGCUCUGAAAAAUGAGCCUAAACAUCUCUAGGCCAAGCCUAAACCAUGCCUUAUUUAGGCUUGUUUUGAAGCCCCGUUAAAAGCCUAAAAAAUAAGUCUAAAUAGGCCUAGGCUUAGGCUUCGAUCGAAUACAAAUAAGCCUAAAACAAUCUUUAUUCAAAAUCAUUUUGUAUUUAGUAUUUGAAAAAAUGUGGGCCUGAACAAGCCUAGGCCUGAAAAAAUUGGAAAAACAAUUAUCUAAACCUAGUCUUAUUUAGCCUUGUUUUGUAGGCUUUAACCGGGUCUAUAAAACAAGCCUAAAUAAGGCUUGGUUUAGGCGUGGCCUAGAGAUGUUUAGGCGAAGUUUUCAGAGCUUUAAAAUAAGCCUAAACGUGGCAAUUUUACUUUACUCAAAAUUGCCACGUUUAGGCUUAUUUUAAAGCUCUGAAAAAUGAGCCUGAACAUCUCUAGGCCAUGCCCAAACCAUGCCUUAUUUAGGCUUGUUUUGAAGCCCCGUUAAAAGCCUACAAAAUAAGUCUAAAUAAGCCUAGGCUUAGGCUUCGAUCGAAGACAAAUAAGCCUAAACCAAUCUUUAUUCAAAAUAAUUUUGUAGUAUUUGAAAAAUUGUGGGCCUGAAAAAAUUAGAAAAAAAAUUAUCUCAACAUUUUUAUUUUCAACGUGAACAUGCGACGUGUCAUUCAGAUUUGAAAAAAUAAUUUUGAUUCAUUUCCAGUUGGCCCUUGGUAACGUAAUCGCCGCUUUGGGAGGUGCCAAUGGAAAAGUGUCGCAUGUCCCAUACCGUGACUCGAAACUCACCCGAUUGCUCCAAGAUUCGUUGGGAGGAAAUAGGUGAGCGACAAAAAAACGGAUAUAAUUACCAGCGAUCAUAGAUAUUUCGCUUUUUUUCUUACAAAUGUGUUGUUUCAGUCGUACACUUAUGAUUGCUUGUUGCUCUCCGAGUGAUAGUGAUUUUGUGGAAACAUUGAACACGAUGAAAUAUGCGAAUCGUGCGAAAGAGAUCAAGAAUAAGGUGGGCAUUUUGUUGAACUCAUAGAAAUAAUUUUUAAAAAAAUUCAUUUAGGUGACUGCUAACCAGGAUAAAUCAUCAAAAAUGAUUGGAGAACUUCGCGGAAAAAUCGCAUCUUUAGAAGCCGAACUCCUGGAAUUCAAACAAGGUCGACGAACUGUUGAUGUUGAUGGACACGAGGUUGUAAAUGAUCAAUAUCAUGAGAAUAUCUAUCUGACAUCGGAAGUCAAUCAUUUACGAUUCCGCGUCAAAGCGCUUAACGAGACGUUGGAUAUUUUGAGAAGUGAGAAUAUUGAUUUGAAGGCGCAGAAGGAAUUGGCAUCGAUACCAGCUUCUGUUGGUGGAGAAGGAGAGGAUGAUGCAGUUCAGGCGACUUUUCGGAAAUAUUUGGAGGAGUUGGAGAGAACGAAAUCGCUUUUGUAUGAAACGCAAUCGACUUGUGAUCAAUUGCGAAAAGAGAAUGCGCGAUGGAAAAGUGGAGCGAAAGCUGGUGGUGAAUUCAAUUCGGCGAAACUUAUUGAAUUGGCGAAACAGGAUAUUGAAGCGAAAAGGAAGGCGCUGGCUGAAAGUGGGUUGUUCGAAAAUUCAUGAACUCAUCUUUUUGGCUUUACCGGGGCUUCAAAACAAGCCCAAAUAAGGCAUGGUUUAGGCUUGGCCUAGAGAUGUUUAGGCUCAUUUUUCAGAGCUUUUACUUAAAAUUGUCAGGUUUAGCCUUAUUUUAAAGCUCUGAAAAAUGAGCCUAAACAUCCCUAAACCAUGCCUUAUUCAUGUUCCUGGUAAAAGCCUAAAAAUGAGUCUAAAUAAGCCUAGGCUUAGGCUUCAUAUCGAAUACAAAUAAGCCUAAACCAAUCUUUAUUCAAAAUUGUGGGCCUGAAAAAGCGUAGGCCUGAAAAAAUUAGAAAAACAAUUAUCUAAGCCUAGCUGGAUAUUGAAGUGAAGAGGAAGGCGCUGGCUGAAAGUGGGUUGUUUGAAAAUUCAUGAACUCAUCUAUUUUUUAUCUGUUUUCUUCUCCUCUUCUUUUUGCCUAACAUAAAAUCCUUUUUUUUUGUUUCAGCCGGAACUUCGGAUUAUUCUUCGAUGGCUGGAAAUGGUGGAGAAGAGGAUGGAACUAGUAAUGAGGCUGAUGAAAUUGAUGAGGAUGAAGCGGAUGAUGAACAGGAUGAGGAGGAUGAAGAGGAGCAAAGGCAGAAUCAGGGUGAGUGAGAAAUUCUUGUCUGAAAAUUUUUCAAUUCUCAAAGAUCUAUUUUCAGAAGCUGAAGCGCUUGAAAUUGAUCUGCAUGAUGUUAUGAUUGAAUUGGAUAUCAAAGAAAAAUUGAUUGAUCAAUUGGAAAGAGCUGAGCGACAAAAUCAACAAAUUCGAGAGACUUAUGAGAAGAAAUUGAGAGAAUUAAUGAAUCGAAUCAAAGAUACGGAAACUGAACGAGAUAAAGUGUUAUUGGAAGGAGAUGGAAAGAAAGGGAAAUUGAGCGAUGAUCAAAUGAAGAAAAUUAAACAAGAAUAUGAGUUGAAAAUUGUGGAAUUGAAAAAAGAGUUGAAGAAGAUUGAGGCGUUGGAUAAGGAACAUUUGAAAGUUAUUGCGAAGAGUCAGAGAGAACUUCAAGAGAAAUCGAGGUUGAAAUCAGAAGUGGUUGAUUUGAAAAAGGCGAAAGUUGAGUUGAUCAAGAAAAUGAAUGAGGAUAAGAAGAAACAGAAACAGCAACAGCAGGCGAAUGCAAGAGCUAUGGCUACAAAAGAAAAACAGACGAGAUUACAGGCGAAUAAGAUUAGGAAUCUGGAAAUGAAAGAUAAGCAAAGAGAACAGUUUUUGAAGAAAACGACGAGUGAAGUGAAUCAAUUGAGGAAAGAGAAAGCACAAGCUGCAAGUGCUGCGAGAUUGGCGAGUAGAAAUGUUGGAAAACCUGCUGCUGGAACUGGUAGAAAUACUGUUGUUGGAGGAAGAAGAAGAGCUGUUGGAGCGAUUAAGAAGGAGAUUAGUUUCUCACCGAAAUUGGCUAAAAUUAAGUGGAAUGUGCUGGAGAGAAAGGUGAGGAUUUUUAAGUGGGCGGAAAAUUCUGAAAAUCAGAUUUUGACCCGAAAAUUGAAGAUCUCAACUUCCCAAAAUGUUGGCUUGAAUUUAUAAAAAUUUUCAAAGGUUCUGUUGAAAAUUAUGAAAUUUCAAACCUUUUGUAUUUUUGUUUCAAAAAUUUUUAUUAAAAAUUUGAAAUUCGAGCCAGAACUUCUAUGAAAUAUUUUUGAAAUUCAUCAAAAAAAAUUUCACGUUUUCAAUUCAUUUUUUUCAACUCACUGAAAAUUUCAAUUUCAAGUGUAAAUUAUUUUUGAAGUUUUCUGGAAUAAAAAAUUCAAAAUUUUUCAAAGGGUCUGUUAAAAAUUCUGGAAUUUCGAAGCGUUUGUCUCUUUGUUUCAAAAAUUUUAAUUGGAAAUUUGAUUUUUUUGAACUUGCAAAAAAUUUGCCUCAAAAAAUUUCCUGAAAUUUCCAUAGUUGGACAAAAAUUCAAACAUGAUGGCUCAAAAAGUUUCCUAAAAAUUUUUCGCACAGAAAAUUUUUUUUCGAAUUUUUUGAAUCAAAACCCUGAAAACAACUUCAAAUUUCUAUUUUUAAGUGGGGGAAAAUCCUGAGAAUCAGAUUUUGACCUGAAAAUUGAAUUUAUACAAAUUUUCUCAAAAGUUCUGCUGAAAAACCUGUAACUUCAAAUUGUGAAAAAAACAAACUGUGAAAAAAUAUUCGCCUGAAAUUUUCGGAAAAUGUUAAUUUCAAAUGCAAAAAGCUUCUGAAGUUUUCUGGAUUUCAAAAAAAGAAUGAAAAAAAUUCUGAGACAAUUUCUCAAAAUUUUGUUGUUAAAUAAUCAUUCCUGAUAUUUAUUCGAAAAUAAUUAAGUUCAGAAUGAAAAUGCGAAAUUUUUUUCAGAGUUUUUUCUUAUUUUCGAAUUUUUCAGUCUACCAAAUCAUCUUUCUCCCAAAAUUUCAACUAUUUGUUUUCCAGAUUGAUCAAUGUGUUCGAAAACGUCAAACCAUCCGAAUCAUGGAAUCCGAACUCGAAAGAUAUCUCAACGAACGACAAAAUGUGAUGAUUGAAAUUGUGGAAAAUGAGAAAUUAUUCACAAAAUGUCAAGAUAUCAUUUAUCGCGAUGGAAUUUUGGAAGUGAUUGAUAGUGCCAAAGAAAAAUUGCAAUAUGUUCAAAAUCAAAUAACAUAUCAACAAAAAUUGAUAAUGGAUGUUGAUCAACAGGUUGGUAUUUUGGGAAUAGAUUUAUUGAUUUAUAGAUUUAUGGAUUCGGGGAAAAAUUCACACAGAGAGAAAAAGAAUAG
Molecule: messenger RNA, 6499 nt
Organism: Caenorhabditis angaria
Lineage: Eukaryota; Metazoa; Nematoda; Chromadorea; Rhabditida; Rhabditidae
Source: the annotation of a GenBank genome assembly